Molecule: messenger RNA, 3574 nt
Organism: Conger conger (European conger)
Lineage: Eukaryota; Metazoa; Chordata; Actinopteri; Anguilliformes; Congridae
Gene: kdm1a
Product: lysine (K)-specific demethylase 1a
Exons: 22
Coding region: 204-2816 (870 amino acids)
Biological process (GO): regulation of DNA-templated transcription
Cellular component (GO): nucleus
Molecular function (GO): flavin adenine dinucleotide binding; oxidoreductase activity; protein binding
Source: RefSeq, a predicted model, not a curated record
UCAAGACGUGCAAUAGAGUCACGAUGACCAGCGAAUGCAGUUUAGCCACGACUAUGGCUGUGUCCGGCAUCUAGCUAGUUAACGUUAGCUUACAAACAUGUGUUAUUCAAUGGUGGUGCAGUUAGCCACGCUAGCUAGCUAGCCGUUCAUUGUCAUGCGUUUUAGAAAUGGUACAUUUUGUCAUGCUAAAAGCUAGUGAUUGAAUGGAUAUUACCAGGUGCUCGGACAAAUGGAUAAAACAAGAAAAGGAGAGACCCCUGUCUUCCUCCAUGAUGCUGUCGUCCAGUAAGAAGUCGGACCCCGGCUCCUCGUCUUCCUCUUCCUCCUCCUCCGCGCCGGGGGGUGCCGGGCCGGAUCGGGCCCCCGAGGCCCCGCCCUCGGUCCAGCCGGGCGGGGCCCCCGGCUCCGUCCCCCCUCCCUCGGAGGGCGGGGUCCCCAUCGACCGCUCCCUGAAGAAGAAGGAGCGCGCCUCCCCCAGCGGGGAGCCGGGGGGGCCCCCUCUGCCUCACCCCCACCCCCCGGGGCCGGGGGGGCUGGACGCGGACACCGCCGAGGUCCGGCGCACCAGCCGCCGCAAGAGAGCGAAACAGGUGGAGUACCGCGAGAUGGAUGAGAGCCUUGCCAAUCUGUCGGAGGACGAGUACUACUCGGAGGAGGAGAGGAACGCCAAGGCGGAGAAGGAGAGGAAGCAGGUCCCCCCGCCCCCCGCCCCGCCCGUGGAGGAGGAGAACGACAGCGAGCCGGAGGAGCCCUCGGGGGUAGAGGGCGCGGCCUUCCAGAGCCGCCUCCCCCAUGACCGUAUGACCUCACAGGAGGCAGCCUGCUUCCCUGACAUCAUCAGCGGCCCCCAGCAAACCCAAAAAGUGUUCCUGUACAUCCGCAACCGCACGCUCCAGCUCUGGCUCGAUAACCCCAAAGUCCAGCUCACCUUCGAGGCCACAGCCCAGCAACUGGAGAGCCCCUACAACAGUGACGCAGUCCUGGUCCACAGGAUACACAGUUACCUGGAGAGGCACGGCCUCAUCAACUUCGGCGUCUACAAGAGAGUCAAGCCCUUACCCACGAAGAAGACGGGGAAGGUGAUCAUCAUUGGAGGGGGGGUUUCUGGAUUGGCUGCCGCUCGGCAGUUGCAGAGCUUUGGGAUGGAUGUGACCGUGCUGGAGGCCAGGGACCGUGUGGGAGGCAGGGUGGCCACCUUCCGGAAGGGGAACUAUGUAGCAGACCUGGGUGCCAUGGUGGUGACUGGACUGGGUGGAAACCCCAUGGCGGUGGUCAGUAAGCAGGUGAACAUGGAGCUGGCCAAAAUCAAACAGAAGUGCCCUCUGUACGAGGCCAACGGACAAGCUGGUGAACGGUGUACAAGUGUGCCCAAGGAGAAGGACGAGAUGGUGGAGCAGGAGUUCAACCGGCUCCUGGAGGCCACGUCGUACCUGAGCCACCAACUCGACUUCAACUUCCUCAACAACAAGCCUGUGUCUCUGGGUCAGGCCCUGGAGGUCGUGAUUCAGCUGCAGGAGAAGCACGUGAAGGACGAGCAGAUUGAACACUGGAAGAAGAUCGUAAAAACCCAGGAGGACCUGAAGGAGCUGCUCAACAAGAUGGUGGGCACUAAGGAGCGGGUGAAGGAGCUGCAUCAGCAGUAUAAGGAGGCCAGUGAGGUGAAGCCGCCCAGGGACAUAACCGCAGAGUUCCUGGUCAAGAGCAAACACCGGGACCUGACCGCUCUGUGCAAGGAGUACGAUGAGCUGGCGGAGACACAGGUGAAGCUGGAGGAGAAACUCCAGGAGCUGGAGGCCAACCCACCCAGUGACGUGUACCUGUCGUCGAGGGACCGGCAGAUCCUGGACUGGCACUUUGCCAACCUGGAGUUCGCCAACGCCACGCCCCUCUCUACCCUGUCACUGAAGCACUGGGACCAGGAUGAUGAUUUUGAGUUCACAGGGAGUCACCUGACGGUGAGGAAUGGUUACUCCUGUGUCCCUGUAGCUCUGGCUGAGGGGCUGGACAUCAAACUCAACACCGCAGUGCGACAAGUGCGCUACACCGCCUCCGGCUGUGAGGUGAUAGCGGUGAACACGCGCAGCACCACGCAGACGUUCAUAUAUAAGUGUGAUGCGGUGCUGUGCACUCUGCCGCUGGGCGUGAUGAAGCAGCAGCCCCCCGCCGUGCAGUUUGUGCCCCCCCUGCCCGAGUGGAAGACCUCGGCCAUCCAGAGGAUGGGCUUCGGCAACCUCAACAAGGUGGUGCUGUGCUUCGACCGGGUGUUCUGGGACCCCAGUGUGAACCUGUUCGGGCACGUGGGCAGCACCACAGCCAGCCGGGGCGAGCUCUUCCUCUUCUGGAACCUGUACAAGGCUCCCAUCCUAUUGGCUCUGAUGGCGGGGGAGGCGGCCGGGAUCAUGGAGAACAUCAGCGAUGAUGUCAUCGUAGGACGCUGCCUCGCCAUUCUCAAGGGCAUCUUCGGAAGCAGUGCUGUGCCCCAGCCCAAGGAAACCGUGGUAACGCGCUGGCGGGCGGACCCCUGGGCUCGCGGCUCAUACUCCUAUGUGGCGGCUGGUUCCUCCGGCAACGACUACGACCUGAUGGCUCAGCCAAUCACGCCCGGGCCAGCCAUUCCCGGGGCCUCGCAGCCCGUUCCCCGGCUCUUCUUCGCGGGCGAGCACACGAUCCGGAACUAUCCCGCCACCGUCCACGGCGCCCUGCUGAGCGGCCUGAGGGAGGCGGGCCGAAUCGCGGAUCAGUUCCUGGGCGCCAUGUACACCCUGCCCCGCCAGGCCACGCCCGCCGCCAACCCCCAGCCCUCCCCCAGCCUCUAGACCCCGCCUCCUUCUUCCAGGCCACGCCCCCAGCUUGUGAACCCCGCCUCUUUCUACCAGGCCACUCCCCCAGCCUGUGAACCCCGCCUCUUUCUCCCAGGCCACUCCCCCAGCCUCUAGACCCUGCCUCCUUCCGCCAGGCCACUCCCCCAGUCUCUCGUGGCCUGGUCUCCAGAAACGCCCCCCCCCCCCUCCCUCCAGAGACACUCACACUGGCAUUACGGGUGGGGCCCUGCCCCACCACACGAACACUGACACCUUCCUGCUUCCAGCGCCCUCCGGCGGUUCCGGCGUAAUCCGGUUCUGAACACGGGACGGACGCCUCGUCCCGCCCUCCUCUCCUCCACCUCCCCGUCUUCUCGCUUCUUCCCGUUUCAUCGCUUUGCGUUUCAGCGAAAGGUUUUUUUUCGCGGCUGUAGGCCCCAAAACCCCCUCUGAUCUCCUGGUUGAACCAUAGACUGUUAAUAAUAUGUAGGUCGCACACGGGUUCCAGCGCCCCCCUGCUGGUCUGAGCUGGAAUCUGUGUGAGGCUUUGUUUAUAUAUAUUUUUUGUUUGUUUUAGAAGUAAAAAAAAUGUGAACAGCAGUUACUCUCCUGUCCGAGUGUGAGAGAGGAACAUAAUUAUGAUUUAAAAUAUAUUUUCUUGUCCUCCAUUGCUGGUGGAGUUUAAAGCGCUCCACUUUUUUUUUGUCAUUGCAUAAUUUUUAUACUUUGUGAAACUUUGGGUACAAAAUAAAAAGAAAAAGAAAAAAAACAUA